Messenger RNA from Stegodyphus dumicola, 4292 nucleotides. RefSeq lists its product as uncharacterized. The record is from RefSeq and is a predicted model, not a curated record. NCBI's taxonomy places the organism in Eukaryota, Metazoa, Arthropoda, Arachnida, Araneae, Eresidae. Gene Ontology annotation, molecular function: RNA polymerase II cis-regulatory region sequence-specific DNA binding; DNA-binding transcription factor activity. Gene Ontology annotation, biological process: regulation of transcription by RNA polymerase II.
CCUGGUCUUUGGAUCUUUCUACGCGUGGAAUUCUCAGUCUCUCGUUAUGAAGCCGAGUUUCUGAGAGAUCGAACGGAACUCCACCAACGACCUGAUGGACGUUUCGAUUCGGAGAACCGUAACUUCUUGUAAAAGUACGUUAUCCCGACUCUGUUGACCUCUCGAGAAGAAAGAUGCGAUUAAUGCAUUGUACGAGUCCUAAAAUUUUUUUGAAGGAUUGAAGCCAUUCUAUAUAACCUCGAUUUUAAGUGACUUUGAUGGAAACCUAGUAAGCGGGAUUCUAUUCGAAAAUUUGGUGCUUGCAGUUUUCAAGUUUGGAAUAGCAAACAGACUGUGGCGAUUGUUGUUAGCAAACUUAUUCUUGCAAUGUCACAUUUCAUAAUUAUUUUUCUGAUUAAAGUCAUGUAUUAAGCUAUAUGUAAAUAUCGAUUCAGUUCCAUAAAGUAAGAGAAACAAUUAUGUAUAUUUUUAUUUUAGUGAAGAAACGGACAAGAUUUACCUUACCAAAUAUAUAGGAGCCUAUUAAAGAGUUUCUUCUCUUUUGUGCCUACUACAAUUGUGCUGUUGAAACGCAAGAAAAUUGGAUACAUCAUUAAUGACUCAAAUACUGCAGUUUUAAAGUAGCACCGUCAAAAAAAAAAAAAAAAAGAAAAACUCUUCAGUUUGUGUUAUAGUUUACAUUAUAGUUCACACAGAUAGAACAUCCAAAAAAAGGAGGAUAAACUACCAUUGCAUCAAUGGUGGAAUGAGAUGGAAUACAUAUGCGAAUAAAGAUUCUAUUAUAUUUAGCAGCAUUUUUAUUCUAGAGUGAUGUGUUAAGUAGAAUUUAUAACCUCAUAGUGGAAAAAUUGAAACAUGUAUUCCAUAACAGGAGACAAGCAUAACAUUUGUACUAUAUGUAAUAUUUUAUUUGGAUCUCCGGAAAUAUUAAUGCUACAUUUACGUAUUCAUGCAAAUGAGAAUUCAAAGGUGCAUAAGUGUGCUGUAUGUGAGAAAUCAUUUGGACAACAAUCACACUUGAUAGAACAUUUGCGCAUCCAUACUGGUGAGAAGCCGUAUGGUGUGCCACAUCCUUACUGGUGUCAAUGUGAUAUGUGUUGCAAGUCAGUUGCUGUAAAAGGUUCUUUAGGAAAACGUAUGUCUGUGCAUACUGGUGGGAAAUAUCAUAUAUGUGGUAUAUGUAUGAGAAUUUUUGCAAGCCAGGGAUCUUUAAAUACACAUAUGCAGUCCCAUACAGGUGAAAAACCAUAUGAAUGUGAUGUGUGUAGGAAGUCAUUUGCUCAGAAAGCUAGCUUGAGAACACAUUUGCGUGUCCAUACCGGUGAGAAACCGUAUGAAUGUGAUGUAUGUAGCAAGUCUUUUGCUCUGAAAGUUUAUUUAAAAAAACAUAUGUCUGUCCACACUGGUCAGAAAUCUCAUAUAUGUGAUAUAUGUAUGAAGCCUUUUGCUAACCGGGGAUCUUUAAAUAGGCAUAUACAGCUUCAUACAGGUGAGAAGCCCUAUACAUGUGAUGUGUGUAACAAAUCGUUUUCUGAGAAAGAUAAGUUAAGAAUACAUUUGUGGAUCCAUACUGGUGAGAAAUUAUAUGAAUGUGAUCUGUGUAGCAAGUCAUUUACUUGUAGACGUAGCUUAAAUAAUCAUAUACUUCUCCAUAAGGGGGAGAGAUCACAUAUAUGUGUUGUGUGCGAGAAAGCUUUUGUAACACUAUCAAGCUUAAAUUCGCAUUUGCAAAUACAUACAGGUGAAAAACUAUAUGAAUGUGAUGUUUGUAGCAAGUCAUUUCUUUAUAAAGGCAAUUUAAAAAGACAUAUGCUUAUCCACAGAAAUGAGAAAACGUUUGUGUGUGAUGUAUGUAAAAAAUUGUUUAUAGACAAAGGGCAGUUAAAUUCACAUAUGCGAAUGCAUACAGGUGAGAAGCCAUAUGAGUGUGAUGUAUGUAAGAAGUCAUUUUCUUUUAACAGCAAUUUAAAAAAACAUAUGCUAAUCCACACAGGUGAGAAAAAAUAUGUGUGUGAUAUAUGUACAAAGUUGUUUAUAGACCAAGGACAUUUAAAUUCACACAUGCGAAAACAUACAGGUGAAAAACCAUAUGAAUGUAAUGUUUGUAAGAAAUCAUUUUCUCACAAAUUUAAUUUAAAAAAACACAUGCGCAUCCACAUGAGAAAAAACACAUAUGUGGGUGUUGUAUGUGAAAAAUCUCCAGAAUAUUCGAAUUUAAAGAGUUAUAUGCAGAAUCAUACAGAUGACACUACAAAAAUAUGUGGGAAGUAGUCAUGUUUUUAGAUUUCCUUGAUUAAAAUACAGUAAAAGCUCGGCUAUCCAGAUUAUUCAAGAAAUACUAAAUGUACUUAUGUAUUAAUGCAACCACCUUGGAACAGUCUAAUGACUUUUUAUGGAUGAAAAAAUGGAAAUUACUUAUCAAGAACACGUUGAUGAUUUUGCGGAUUUGUUUUUCAGCAUUAGCGAAGUAUCGAUAUUUAUCAUGAAUCGUUAGAUAUUAUCAGCAUAUCUAAAGAAAACACACUAUAAGAAUUAAGAUUAUAUGACAUAUUUAAAAAAUUAAAAUAUGCAUUUCACAAAAUCAUUUGCUAAUGUUUUAGGACUUUUCUCUUCCCAUAUAUAAAGCAAUCUGUUUUUACUUAAACUAGAUAAUUUCCCUAAUUCGGUAUGAUAACAAUUUAUCUACCAAAUUCAACCUAUCAUUGUUCCCUUAAGAUUUAUCUAUAAAACCCAUUGGAACUUGGAAUACAAUUAAAGAAGAUAUAUGAAAUAGCAACCUUGCUUGAUUAAAAGAUUGUUAUGAAUAUGAUUACCUGAAGAAUGUUUAUGUGCAUGGUUGCCAGAGUUUGGCAUAUUCUGAAAAUAUGGCAACUUCUACUAAGGUGGUUGCAAUAAUACAUAACUACCAUACUGAAUUCCAGAUCUGAGUGGUUAUGAAAUGCAAUUCAUGAAAGAAAAGCCAAGUUUCUAAAUGUGACUGGUGAAAAAUUUCUGAUCUAAAAUUACAAAAAUAGUUAUCUUUUCCAUUAUCAGCUUGAACGUCUAAAAACCUAUAUUUAAAAUUAUAUAAAGUUAAAAAAAAAGUACAUUUCAUACAUAAAAUCUCAUGUCCAAAAACCUACAUUUAAAAUUUAUAUAAGAUAAAAAAAAAAAAAAAAAAAGUACAUUUCAUACAUAAAAUCUGAUGUGUUUUGUAGACCUUCAGUAUAUAAAAUUGAAACAUUCAACCAUAAAAUGCCCUCAACUGUAAAAGUUAGCAGAGAUGCUACUAUGUCAUUCCUGUAAAAAGGUUAAAGGAUAAUUAUUUAAUUAGAAUCGUAUGAUUCAAGUUAUGGAUAUUGAGAUUAUAUAGCUCAUUUGUUUUGAAAGAAAGUCAUAUAUCAAGACCAUUAAAACUUUUUUUUUUUUUUUUUUUGGUGCCAGAAUCUUUUGAAAGUACUCUUAUUGUUCCAUGGAAGGGAGAUCCCAAAUUUUAACGAGUCUUUCAAGCUAUGAGGAGAAACAGAUAAUUAGCAGUUAACUUAUCAUAUGUUCCUGCCAUACAACAUGCAUUGGUGUAUAAUGCAUACCUAUAAUUUCAAACUACAUGUAUUAAUUUUUAAGAUAUAUUUGCCAUAUAAUGCGAACCCUUUUCUAUAUGAAGAAACCUGGAAGAUAUAUAUGUGACACUCUUAUCUUUUUUAAGUGAACAUCAAAGGCUUUAGUUAACUGAAUUUGCUUUAGUUGAAAUACAGUUGAUCUAGUUGCUUUAAUUGAAAUAUUAGUAUCUAGUGUUUCUUUUAGUAGUAGAUAUGGCUCCUGCUAAAUGAAACAACACAGUGCUGGCUUUAAAUGCAAAGUCAUUCAGUUUGUGAAAGAAAAUGGAAAUCUUGCUACAACAAGGAUAUUUGGUGUUGGUGGAAGAUGGAACAGAUGAUGAUUUUAUAUUUAUGACAGUGAUGGUGAACAUGAGCAGAAUUCGAUGAUGCAUCUGAAAAUGUAACGGAAAACGAACAUGACGAACUUUUCAUGUUAUUCAAUAAUGAAAAUUUUUAAGUAGUGUAAUUGGAAUAAAAAAAGAAAAAGGAAAAAUGAGAUUUUAACAGCACAGUAAAGUGAAAGAAGAAGCAUGGAUUAUGAUAUAGACACUAGAAUUAUAUAUAGCAAAGUUAUAGUUCCACUUUAGUUUUGUUGGUUAAUUCAAAAUUUUGUUUUGUAAAUUUAUCAGUAUUGAUGGAUAAAAGAUUUUAGUUUUAUGUUUGCAUUUAAUGACAUGCAUCAUGAGCAUUAAAUACAUUGUGUUCACAAAAGUC